CGUUCCCAAUCCCGUCUCAACUCAAUGAUCGCCUCCAACUCACCCUCCCACUCGGGAGUUCCUGCAGUGCACAGCGCUGCUCUGCGAUGGCAGAGCAUGCCCGGGAGUGCUCACACAGCAACGGAGCCACACUAAGGCCACAGAGACCCUCGUGCCAGGCCACCUGCCCCGGGGCAGCCGCACGCUGCCGGCGGAGCCCGGCCCCGCAGCCCGCCGGGGGAGGUGGCUCUGCCCGUUCUGCCGCCGCGGAAGUGCAGGCGCCGCCCCGAGAGGCCUCCGGGGCGCACUCCGCUGCUGCGGGACCAUGGUGCAGCUUUACAAUUUGCACCCGUUCGGGUCGCAGCGAGUAGUGCCCUGUAAGCAGGAGCCGGCGCACUUCUGUUGCGGCCAGGACGUGCUGUUCGUGGCCAGCACGGCGGCCAGCUGCAGGGUAGAGGUGUUCGCCGUGCGCGACCAGGGCCGCUGCGAGCCCCUGGGCUCCUUCGCCACCCUGGGGCCCGUGCUGCGCAUGGCGCACAGCUCGGCAGGAGACUAUCUGGUGACAAUUGAAGAAAAAAGCAAAGCAACUUUCCUAAGAGCAUAUACGAACUGGAGAUGUAUGUCUGCAGGGAGCUCUCGUGUGUGCGUUCGGAUGGUUGGUCACAAGAUGGAAGAGUCAUACAGUGAAACUUUGAAAGAACAGAUGUCAGUUGUUGAAAUGCCACUUUCAGACCCUCCACUGUGCAUUUCAUGUUGUCCCGUAAAUGGAGAUCUUCUUGUGGGCUGCAAGAAUAAACUAGUCAUAUUCUGUUUGAAAUACCUGGUCAUAAACCAGAAUUUGACUGUGUUAGAUUUUGAACGCUCCUUAAUUUUGCACAUUGAUAAUCUCAUUCCUGCUGAAGUUGCAUUUUGUGCCAGACAUAUAGCCAUAACAACAGAGCUGGACGUUCUAAUCCUGAAACUGGAACUGGUCCAGCAAAGUGCAGACAGGACAGAGCAAUGUGCUCAGGGAGUCAGUGCACCAGAAAAGACUGUGGAUGGAGGUGUGAAAGAUGAAAGCCCUUCAAGACAUACUUUGCAGCUUGAAUUAGAUGAGUUCAUCAUAUGUCAGAAGCCAGUGGAACUGCUUGGGGAAGAAAGUAAGCUAUGUGAGAUACCCAUCACACUGGAAUCCACAGAGUUACCUUCUGAAGACACAAAGUGCUUCCAAGUGCGGUAUCUGCUUUUCAGACGUUUUACACCCGACCAGUCGCCAUUUGGGUUUUGUGAAGAGACAAAGUUGCAUUCUGUUCAACUGCUCCCUGUAUAUCAGACAGGAAGCUCUUUGACAGCCUAUGAGGAAACUGAGAACAAGAGAGAACUACUGAGUCUCUUUUGCUUUUUCUCUUUACCUCAUGUUGGAUAUCUCUACUCUAUUGGGAAGGUAGUAGAAGUAAUUUCUACUUAUCAGUAUUCAGAGAAGUCAGAGCAGGCAGUCCUUACUCCGCAGUUCCUGCACGUCAUUACAAGUGAGAACCUGCAGUGUUUCACAGUGAGAUGCAGUGCAGCAGCAGCUCGUGAUGAGGAUCCCUAUAUUGAUACGACUGUGAAGGCUUGUCCACCUGUUACACUGGAUGUCUGCACAUUAAGAAUGCAGCUUUUUAUAGGACCAAGAGCUAUCUGUCAUUUCAAAAACCAUAUAAUUCUUUUGACUAAGGCAGACACAGAAGAUAUUACUGAAAGAAGAAAGCCUACAAGAAGGAUGCUUUCCAGAAAGGCUGACAGCAUCAAAUCCAGAACAAAUUCUGAGUCAGAGCCUGGUUGGAAUUUAUAUAUUAUAAACACUGUUUCAACCAUUCAGCUUUACAGAGAAAUGGUAGAUUAUAGUAGAACUUACGAAAAUGUUAAAACUGAGAGCUGCAUCCAUCUUUUAAGUGAGGCUCACUUACUGAUCCGAGCAGCUAUAAUGGACCCUCAUUUCCUUAAAUCAGAUGAGAAAGAAGAACUUCUAAGAGCGUUCAGAGAAAGUUGUGCAUUCUUAGGAGACUGCUACAGCAGAUUUGACACAAAGGAUUACCACCUUGCUUUGCCAUACUACAGAAUGUCAGGUUUAUCCAUGACUGAAGUUUUAAAGAGACUAGUUUCAGAGGGUGAUGAAAUACAGACAUAUGAGAAAGGACUUAUAUUUUACUUAACUCACUCUCUUAACGAAGAGUUGAAUGAAGAAUUAAGCAAGGAAUCAGGAAAUAAAAUUCUCCAGAUAUUCUAUCUCGCUGACCCCGUGCAGCUGCCUCAUAUCCUUUGCAGCCCCUGCAUGAGAAAUGUGUGUCCUUUGACAGCUGUGAAGUAUCUUCAGAAAGUAGAAAAGAUGAUGCCAUCAGUGGUCCUGACACUUACUAAGGCUUUUUUGGCUCUGAAAAUGGGAGACCUGAUAAUGUAUGAACAUGAGAUGGACUCCUAUAAGGAGACAAUGCUGGCUUGUGGCUUCACUGGGCAACCCCAACUCUUGAGGCAGCGUAAGGGAGGAAUUGUUAUGCCAACUGAGUUUGCUGUUCACCUGAAGGAGAUGCAGCCUGGUUUACUCGUCGCUGCCACUGUGGCUUUACAUGAGAACAGUAAAAUGGAAUUGGAAGAAGCAGAUACCUUUUUCAAGAUGUUGUGUAGUAAUAGUGAGAACACUGUUCCUCAGCUCUUGGUGGACUUCUGGGAAGCUCUUCUUGUAGUGUGCUCUCAGGAAGAAAUACUUCAGGAGCUCUUGUUGAGGGUUACUUCUCAGUAUGUUUGGAGGAUAUCAAAGAAGCAACUUCCUGAGACUAAGCCGUUAAAAACAACAGAGGAUCUGAUAAAUUCCUGUAAUCAUUUUGGGUUGAUUUUCCCAUGGGUGACUUCCAUAAUGUCAAUGGGAUGUUCAUCUGAUAAAGAUUACCAUGAAGACAUCUCAAGACUACAGUCUCUUCUGUGUAGUCAGUCAAUCAAUGUGGCUUCAGCUCUGCCUGUCCUGGAGCCCCUGGCAGAGGCUGACAGUGUGGGCCUGGCCGUCCGUGUGCUCUGCAGUACCCGGCUGGGCAGGUACGAGGAAGCCCUUGAGCAGCUCCUGCCGAGGUGUCCUGGUGCAGCCGUGCUCUACGCUCAGCACGAGCUCAGAGGUGACAAGCAGGCUCUGUGGUGGAAUAAGCUGCUUCCUGAACUUUGCAAGAGAACUAGACUUAAGGGAAAUGACUGCCCUGUUCUCAUUUCAGCACUCAAAGAAACUUUAUCAGUUGUUGCAAUGGAAUUGGAACUAAGGGAUUUUGUCAGUCUUCUACCAGAGGAUGGAACUGCAGCAUUUUUCCUGCCACAUGUUCUUCACUGCAGCCAGAGGAAGCUGCUGACCUAAAACAAUGAAGUCUACUAUCCACUCAAAUACAAAGAAUGUGCUGGAAUAAAAAAGCAAAUGAAACAAAGAAGCAAAUGAAAUAAACAGCAGAGCUGCAUAAAAGGUACUGUGGGACUACCCUCACAUAAAUCAUCUUACUACUUCAUUGAAAUCUUACAUCAACUACUGAAGGACAACUCUCAUCUGAGGUAAAGCAACUGUUUUGAAGCUGACCGUGGUGACAAGGCAACUGGAAAAUACUGUACAGUACAACUGGACAUACAGUGUUCACUGAAAGUAAAGCAGGAAGUCAGUCUCAAAUCUGUAUUAAUUGGAUCACUGACCUAGGGAGUUCAGGCUCAGGCAUGUGUCUACCUGUAUGAGUAAAAGUAAGUACCUUACUCUUCCAAGUGGAAUUGGGCCCUACUGACUUCAUUUUGCAAUGCUGGAAUUCAUUCCCUUGAAUUCCAGCUGGCAAAAUCAGUCAGCUGCUCUGUUAUCCUAAGGACAUACCCAUGCGAGCGUUACACUGAAAAUGUUUUCAUUUAGCAAUUCACAAGAAAAGGCCAUAAAUCCAAGAGAAACAGAGGUGGAAGAUAGAGACUACUGCUUGCUUGCUGGUUUUAGUUUUCUUUCUUCUGUUGUAUUCAGUUAGUAGAAAAGUAUUUGAAGUAUCACUAGGCCAUAAAUCCAGCUGAAAACUUUUAUUUCUUCUAGUGUUUUGGUAAGCAUCUGGGGUACUUGUGCAUGUAUAUACUGAUGUUUGUCUUGUGAACAGAAAGCAUACUCUGUUCCUUCAGAGCUGAAAUUCAGUCAUAAUAAACUGUCACAAUGUUUAUGACUUUCUUAUUAAUGUUGUUUGGGUUUUUUGAAAAAUCUACCAAAAAUACAAUGAUUCCCAUGAUCCUAUAACCAUAUAAAUCAUCUAAAGACCUAAUUAGCUGACACUGACUCUAUUAAAUCUGUUUUCACUGAAGUUGUAAUGUUACUUAAACCUGUAGAAGUCAGGCAGAAGAGAUCAUCUAUGUUUCAGCUAAAAUACAUUAACAAAAAAAAAAUAAAUUGAAAGUAGUUUAAGUUACCCACGUAGCAUUACUGCUACCACUAAAAUCAAUUAUUAAUUUACUGGUAGGUGUUACGCUGGUUUCAGUAUAAUCUUUCUACCUUAAAAAAAGGCCAAAACAAUUUAGGUUUGUUACAGAGAAGCAACUUUGUUCUGAGAGGUGUAAACCCAGAUGUUUUGCUUUGCCUGCUCGUCCCUCCUCUUGUUAGAUAGAGGCCUAACGUGAGUGGAGCUGGGCUUUUGAAACAACUGGAUGGCACGACCAUUUCUGCUCUUACUGCUUUCAUUUUUGACCAACAUCACCAGUAUCAAGCACUGAUACUGCUUCUUCCAUCUGUCAGGAAACACUUCCUUUUACGUUUGCCAAGGGCUGCACUACAUAACUUACAGCAAAGGGAUUCCACUACAGGAGUUACUUCAGAGUUGUCAGAGCAAAGCUCUUUAGUAUAGACAUCAACAAAUUUUGCCCUUCACAGUCUCAUUUCAUCAGGCUUAUUGCAGCAUAGUUUUGUCUGCCUUAGAAUUAUUUUCAUAACAGAAAAAGAAAAACAUCUUGUGCAACCAUGAUCCCUCAGUCAUCACAUCUUUUAAAUGUACCAAUCAUCUUGAAAGGUGUUACUGGAUAAAAUUAUAAAAUAAUUCAACAGAAAUAACAGAACUAUUUUGUUAACUGCUCAAUUGUACAAUACUAUAUAUAUUUUCAGUGUCAACUUAUGGAUAAAGUGAUAACCAAAUUCCUAUUUUCUAAGUAAUAGCUACUACCAUAUUUGUCUAGUAAAAUGUGACAGUGUGAUGGCAGAUACGCAAAACAAAUUUUGCUGUUACACAGGGUUAUUUUCAAACUUUAAAAAAGGUACAUUUCAUUAGGCUCUUCCACGUUCCUCAGCUGUUAAAUAACAUGCAUUAGGCACCAGCUAGAAUAUGUUUAGCUUGCAAGAUACAACUUUUAUUUAGAGAAAAAUAUAUGAGCUGUCAUAUCCAUUCAGCUGUCUUAAUCUAUGGCCCUUUUGGUACCUGUGGCCACUACAUGAAAUUUUCCAAAACAUACGUGGAGAUGAGUUGAUCAAAAGAGAAUAUUUUCCAAGAAUGUUCACUGAAGAUAGACCUUGGAGAACCACUGUGUUAAAAUGCUUUCAUCAUUCUUGUGUGCCUGCCGUGCCUUUACACUUGAACUGAUUGAAUAAUCUUGGGAACAAAGACCGUUUAUCUGUAAGGGGGAAAAUAGCUUUUUUUACAUGCAUUUCAUCAAAAGAACAGUCUCUGCAUGUGGCCAGCAGAGUCCAAAAUGAGCACAGUGGAUUCCAGUACCUUCUGGACAUUGUGAGUUAGAUUUAAAAACAGCUUUAAGAUGCACUGAAGGGUACAUUUUGAUGCUCUUUAGAUGGUUAAUAAUGAAAAAUCCAACCUACUGCUGCUACAAGUUAAAGUCUCUUUCUGUGUACUCUCAAAUCAGCCUUCUUAUUGUCUGUGCAGGUUUGGCACAAUGUCCUCUGUAAAUCAGUAGGGUUUAUAAAAUAGAACUAGACUGUGUUUACAUGCCAGUGGUUUGUAAAAUAGAAUUAGAUUCUGUUUAACAUUCCAGUCUGUAUUUUUAGUACAGAUACAAAUAAACAUCAUAUAGUUAUAUGUGUGUAUAUAUAUAUAUAUAUGCAUAUACAUAUACAUAUUUUGAAAUAUUCCUAUUAUUCUCUUUCUGUCAAUUACAAGGAAUACCUGUUAUGCUCUGUCUUUUGAGUACUGGAAAGAGUUGCUUUUAAAGUUGUAGUAACUUUGUAGAAACAAGAGCUUUCAAAAUUCCUCAAGAUUCAAGAUUUUUUACAGGUAAUAUUGCUAGAGCAAGGUAAUAGUGUCUGUAAAGCUAAAACAUGUUCUUGAGAAAGAAAACACUAUUUUAGUUUUUCAGUACUUCAGCUGUGUAGGAAUGAUGAAUUCAGCUUUAUUUACCAACUGUUCUUAUUGUUUUAAAUGAAGAUUUAGAUGGAGUCUGACACUACUGGCAAUUCUUGGGUACAGAAAUACUGUCUCAUGAAGAAUUCUUUUUAAAUAAAAAUCUGUCACUUUACAUGGAUGGGAAGCUGAAGCAAUAGCCAGUUAACAUCCAGUCCUUUAGUUACUUUGGUCUCCUGAGCAGCCUUGAGGCUUGGUCAUACUUCGACCAUGUAGCUUCUAGACAUGGAAUAUCUCUGGAUGUCUGCACUGGUUCUGAGUACACUGGAGUGUCUGUGAGCCCCAGUCUGCACCUUUAAACUAACGACCAUUACUGAGCUCGAGAGCUCUUACCUUCCUUUGGGAGCACAGUGUAGGUUGCUUCCAUGCCUGCGUGGAUGUGGUCAGUAACGUGACAGUGUAACAGCCAGGUUCCAGGGUUCUGUGGAGUCAUUUCCACAGUUUGAAAUGUCCCAGGGAACAGGUCAAAGACAUCUGCCCGGUAAAUCCCUGUUUGCUUCAGGACAAACACCAGCAACAGUUAAACGGUGGCAUUACCAGGUGGCAGCAAUUUAAGCUUUAUCCAUUUACUCACCAAACAUUUCCAUCACAGUUGAAUGAAAAGACACCUGUGUGUCAUUUCUACUGAAGCAUCACUUUUGUACAUCCAUUUCACGCUCCAAAGUUUAAUAAUCUAUCAGCUAAA
Messenger RNA from Chiroxiphia lanceolata (lance-tailed manakin), 7008 nucleotides. It is a transcript of the gene HPS3, whose product is annotated as HPS3 biogenesis of lysosomal organelles complex 2 subunit 1. The transcript is spliced from 17 exons. Lineage: Eukaryota; Metazoa; Chordata; Aves; Passeriformes; Pipridae. The coding region runs from base 305 to 3334 and encodes 1009 amino acids. The record is from RefSeq and is a predicted model, not a curated record. Gene Ontology annotation, biological process: organelle organization. Gene Ontology annotation, cellular component: cytoplasm.